AAUUUUUGGUCGAAGUGAGAUCAUGUCAAGUCCUAGCCUUUACACUUAUUUCUGACAAAUAAAUACAAAAUGUGGGGAAAGACAAAUUUCUUUUGUUUUAUUUGAAAGAUUGAUUUUUUAUUUUUUUUUUAAAAAUCUUAGAUAUGAAUUGUGGUACAAGGAAGGUCACAAGAGAGAAGAUGAAAUCAAAUUUUCUUGCCUACCAUCAAUAAUGUUUUUGUCUUUAUUGGGGCAUGAAUCAUGUGUGGAAUAAAUGUCUUCUCUUUUUCUUUAUCCUUAGAUGUACAAUAUGUUUUACCAUUGGACUCGAAAACCAGAACAAUCGUUUCACUUCAGUUAGAACUAUUUCAUGUGCUGAUCAGUAAUGGAAAUCCAUCCAAGAGGUUGGAGAUUGAUGAUCCAAGUAAAUCUUUUAGACCGGAUGACUAUAGAUGAUGAGUAGGUAAAAAUUGAAUUGAGCUGUUCCAAGCCAGGAAUAUUAAUGGUAGCUAGCUAGCUGUUCGAUCAAUGACUCCGGUCAGAUUGUGAGAAGUAUUUUUAUAUAGAUAUUAGAUUGUAUGGAUGGAGUAUUGUCUCGUUUAAAGUCUUCCAACCUCAACCAAUAAAUCCCUGAAACUCCGCCCAAAAAUUAUUAAUAAAUACAUCUUGCGUUCAUGAUUACUCGUUACAAAGACACAUGAUGAGCUACAUCAGCUACGGAAGUUUGAAACGAGACGACGAUAUAUACAUUCAUUUUACAGUACUUAUACAUACACACAUACAUACAUACAUAUAUAUAUAUAUAUAUAUGCAUGCCAUAGCUCACACGGAAUAGAGAUUAAAAAUCUCAUUCCUUCUCUCUCUCUCAAAUUCUCACGACUGAGUUGUCUUGAUCUUAAUUAUAAGUAUAUCGACCCUGUGAUCUAGUUAUAGUAACUGCGCCCGCCGGAGACACAGAAGACAGGCCACGGCCGGCCUAGAAGAUUAACCCCACCCGGCCAGCUGUCCCAGCUCGAACUCUCUUCCGAAGAAGGAGACCGACAUCGUUAUAAUAGUUCUACAAGCUAGCUGCUUUAACAUGUUGUCCUCCACAGAGGUGGCGGAUUCCUAUGUUAUUGGGGACUACAUCGGCGUGGAGAGCUGCCUUGAUCUCAAAGAUCAUGACAACAAGGAGCUGGUAAGCGGCGCAUUAAUGGAGAUCAGUACUAUUGCGCGGGGGGAUGAGUUAAUGGAGAAUAUUGUUCAUGAGUCUCGUGAUGAUUAUGAUGACGAGGGUAAUUACUACAGCAAGUACUGUCGUGGGAAGCGAGAACAGAGGCUUGUGGCAUGGAAGAAAAAAGAGUUUCCACCGCCGAUACCGUCGCUGGCACGCACGGGGAAUCUGCCUUCUCGUAUGCCGUGGGUGCUUAAGCGGCACUACACCAGCGAUGGAAGGUUGGUUCUCACGGAGGAGAAGGUGAGGCACCACGAGUACUUCCGUGCCCACAGGGCUAACGGGCGUCUCACCUUGCAGCUUGUGCCUCUCGACAAUUAUAACGACGCUUGGCUUUCUCGAUCUCCCUCUGCUGAUCAUGACGAGCACGACGAUUAUGGCGCGAAUGAAGAGCCAUUGAUGAUGAGCGAUUCUGAUCAAGAUCAUCAGGAAAAGGAUCACCACGUCCAUCAUGAUAACGAGGAUGAAGAUCAUAUCGUUGAUGGUGGUGAUCACCUCUUACUGAGUGGGGACGAUGACGAGGUUGAGAAGGAAAUAGUGGAAAAGGAUUGGGGAUCAUCAGUGGUUGAAGACUCAGCGUCGAUGAAUGGGAGUUCUGGAAUACUGGGUGUUAAUGGGGCAGGAAAGUGCUUAAACUACAACAAUACGUGUACUUCUGGAUCGUCCUGCAUUUUUGGGGUCCCAGUGAUCGGUGAAAUCAACACAGUUCGUAGCUAGCUAGCUAGCAUCAAUAUAUAAAUUUCUAUUUUUUUUUUCAAUUUUAGUGAAAUGCUAUUUAAUUUUUCCUUGAAAAUCUUGUUAUGUUAAGUUGAUACAUUUUGAGAUGAAUAAUUUAAUAAUUUAAUUUAUAAAGAAUA
Molecule: messenger RNA, 2049 nt
Organism: Carya illinoinensis
Lineage: Eukaryota; Viridiplantae; Streptophyta; Magnoliopsida; Fagales; Juglandaceae
Exons: 2
Coding region: 1058-1909 (283 amino acids)
Source: RefSeq, a predicted model, not a curated record